AUGGAAGCGUUCAGCUCAAAGGCUCAUGGGCUUGGCAGUGCUGGGCCCUCCAAGCCUCGUCCAAAGGCUCGCGCCCGCUCCAAGAGCUUAUCGGGAAGCGCGACGGAGAAGCCAUCUCGGAUUGGCUCGCUUCUGCCUUCGGAGCCUCCAAUGGUGCUCAGAAAGAUUCCUCGCCCGCCAAAUGCCUUCAUUCUGUAUCGCUCCAACAAGAUGAAAGAGUUGAAGAGCAAGAAGAACACAUCUUCUCUGUCCGAUGUUGGCCUCGACAAACUUGACCAUCAGCGCCAGCUGAGCAAAGAAAUUGGACAGCUUUGGCGCAACGAGUCUCCGGAGGUCAAGGCUGCCUUCUACGAAAAGGCGCAGCAGGCUGCAUCAGAGCAUCGAGAUAGGUAUCCCGAGUAUCGUUUCAAGCCCUCCGUCAAGAAAGCUUUGUCGCGAGAAUCGGAAGACGCCGUCGCCUUCCACACGCUCGAAAGACGCACGGAUACUGACUUCGCCCCGAGUGACAUCAGGGGGCCUCUGUCAGGCUCAGGAUCCGGCAGUGGCAGGAAGAGAGCUUCGCUUGAUGGCGCGAGAUCCAAAACAUCGCCGUACGCGACGCGUCAUCAUCGUCGUGCAUCGUCAGCGAGCCCAGGCUCUCCAGCCGCGCGCAUUGAUCAGUACUACACACCCGUACUGCUCUACUCGGCAGAUGACCCGGCCUUGUAUGCUCUCAACGACACCCUGAUCACGCGGUCUCACUCGCAAGGAACCACAAGUCGCACACAGGGCUCGGCUUUGAGGCGUGGAUCGGCGAGAAGGUCGCUGGAUGGACAAACCUCUCGCUCCUCAACGGCAAACAGCUGUUUUGACACGCUAGUGCCACAGCAUCUCCGCGACUCCCGUAUCUUCCUUGCUCCGCAUGCGAUACCCCCUCUGCCGAUCGGCCAUGCCAUCACCACUGAUGAUGUCGCAGCCGCAGCAUUGGCUCCUCCGCAGCUUACUGAGCCCGUCAGAACAAACUGUAGUUUGUUCGACGCUGUCAAGAGUGCGCUUCCGCCCGAGCGACGAGCCUUUCUGCAAGCUUCCCUCGUCAUGAAGGGAUAUUCUUUCUCACUUGGAAACGAGAUGUCGGAGUCGACUGACCAAAGCGCUACAGCCACGAGUCAAGUCACACCGAGCCCUGCCAGCGCAGGGCACCCACUGACGCCCCUCACUCACUCUGAAAUUUCGACCUUCAUCACUCCUUACAAUUCGGCGAUCGAGGCGAGUAAUAGUUGGUCGGGCCAACAGAUCCUUGAUCAGAUGGUGGGUCAGCCUGAUUUGAAAGCAGAGCACAACUCGCAGGACAGCGGUCUCUCCCCAAAUUUGGAUCCUAUCAAUCAGGACCCUCUCUCCACACUCGCUCACCCCGUACCGAGUGUGAAUCUCCAUAUGGACUCGUCCAUUGCAUCCAAUAAUGUCGAUCUAGGCGACUGGCUGCUGCCAGAGCCCUGCUACACGUACUUCGAAACGCAAAGCCACGGCACAAAUGGCGCGGUAGCUCCUCCCUCCGCUUCCGACUUAUAUCAGGGACAAGAAGCCGAUGUAGGAUCGUCUCAACAUUCCGAUUUCGCGCAUUCCGAUCUCCUAUCAGCACCAACGCAGAGGUCAUUUGCAUCGAUCGACGUUCCGCUAAACCUGCCGAUCGACUACAGCAUGAACUCAUCCAACUCUGCUUUCGUCGCUCUGUCCGAGCCGAACGAUGCUGGUCAAAUCCAAGGUAUCUUUUAUGACUUCGACGGUCAGUUGAUGAGCCAGGAGAUGGCGGAGAGCAGCGAUGCACAACUGCCAGGGAAUACCCGCGAUUAUCUUGAUGAGGACUUGCGUCAGAGGCAGGCGGUGGAUCAGCUCUUGAUGCAAAUGAUGACGUCGAACAAUCCUUCCGACUCGGCCUUCACGGAGGGGCUGCAUUUUGAGCUUGUCAGCCCAAAAGCAACACAACCCUUCGAUGACCCGCAUUCGCAAACCAAUGUCGUACCAUCCCAAACAGAAUGGCAAAGCUGGUCGCAGGAGCCAACUUCCAAGGUCAAAGACAGCACUUCUCUAGAAGACAAGCGGCUUUCUCCUCAAAAUGCUAAUCCGCAACUGGACUUGAGCGCAUGUGCUCAAGAAGUAGCCAAUGUCCGAACCGAGUCUAGCGAGGACGAAGGACACAUGUUGUCGAAGGAGCGUGUUCAUACGAACCGAGACUGGGCUGAUGCUUUGAACCAAGAUAGAACCCAGGACGUUGGCACAUCCGCUUCCUUGAACACGAACUUCAGUGGUCCGAUGGGUUAUGGCAUGGAGUCGAUGGACGAAGCUCAGCCUCACACGGAACCUCAGCCUCGCAAAAUCCUGCAUCAUGAAGGAAAAACACAGGCGACCGAUACUGAUCAGACUGAAGGUCACAUUGUUUCUUCAGCAUCGAGGGCUCCGACACCAGAUCCGUCCAUCGACCAAGUUCGAGUACCGCCUGAAGCAGUCGUCACGCAUCCUCCGAUGCGCGGUCCUGCAGAUACGAGUCAAAGUCAAGUCCAGCCCGAAAAACGGUCACGUACAUUGAUGCAGACUCACGAAACCCACCAGCAACGCAUCCAACAGUCGCUACGAAACUGGAAGGCCCACCACCUCAACACUCUAAAAGACAAGCUCGCUCGUGCCAAGCAGAAAUCGGCGAAUUCCAGCUCACCCUCGUCAGUCGAACAGGCAAGCGAUGGUCAAGCGAAGCGUUCUUAA
Pseudozyma hubeiensis SY62 is the source of this 2736-nucleotide messenger RNA. RefSeq lists its product as hypothetical. The record is from RefSeq and is a predicted model, not a curated record. Gene Ontology annotation, biological process: regulation of transcription by RNA polymerase II. Bases 1 to 2736 code for a protein of 911 amino acids. Gene Ontology annotation, molecular function: DNA-binding transcription factor activity, RNA polymerase II-specific; RNA polymerase II cis-regulatory region sequence-specific DNA binding. Gene Ontology annotation, cellular component: nucleus. Lineage: Eukaryota; Fungi; Basidiomycota; Ustilaginomycetes; Ustilaginales; Ustilaginaceae. The transcript has a single exon.